Molecule: messenger RNA, 3104 nt
Organism: Bombyx mori (domestic silkworm)
Lineage: Eukaryota; Metazoa; Arthropoda; Insecta; Lepidoptera; Bombycidae
Gene: Cib2
Product: calcium and integrin-binding family member 3
Exons: 4
Coding region: 2550-3065 (171 amino acids)
Biological process (GO): calcium ion homeostasis
Molecular function (GO): magnesium ion binding; calcium ion binding
Source: RefSeq, a predicted model, not a curated record
GCACAACAAUUUCUGAUCGUACAUGCACGUAUUGUACAUCAAGAGAAUUAAAAACACUUUGAUCUGAAUCAAGUUUCUAUUGAAGCGCAAAAAUACACAAAACUACCUUGAGCCGACCCAUCUACAGGCGGACAUUACAAAAAAAUAUCUUUCAUAUAUAAACGUUGUAUUGACAAUUCAGCAUAACAAACGAGAAAUCAGUCCAAUCGGUCAAGUCAAGUGAUGCUCCUUUAUAGAUAGAACGAUUGCUUGUUUUAAUUUACAUAAAUGUUACUCCUUCAAAAUUCGGGAAUACAUUUUAAUUGAGUGCGUAUGUGUGUGUGUGUGUGUGUGUGUGUGUGUGUGCUUAAUUGCAAUUUCACAAGAUUUAAACCGCAAUAUAACCGCGUUAUGAUAUUUUGAUUAAUUACAUGUUUUUUUUAAUUUAUUUUUAUUUUUUGCAUAAACGGGUGAAAGACCCAUAAUUCUCCAAUGUGACAACGUAGAUUUUUUUUAUUGCUUAGAUAGUUAGACGAGCUCACAGCCCACCUGAUGUUAAGUGGUUACUGGAGCCCAUAGACAUCUACAACGUAAAUGCGCCACCCACCUUGAGAUAUAAGUUCUAAGGUCUCAAUAUAGUUAUAACAGCUAUCCCACCCUUCAAACCGAAACACAUUACUGCUUCACGGCAGAAAUAGACGGGGUGGUGGUACCUACCCGUGCGGUAAUAUGCCACUUUGUGACACGAAAACCAAGUAUCGAUUUUGUUUUGUUCCCAUCUGGGAAAAUCCAUCGCUAUCCCAUCCUUUAAGCCGGAACGCAAGGCUGCUUUACGACAGAAAUAGGCAACAGUAAUGGUGCCUAUCCGUGCAGGCUUACAGUACGCCGCGCAGUAAAGCUUAGCAUCUUUAUAACGACGCCUAAAAAUACAAUAAUUAAAAUUUAAUAAACAGUGAUUCUGUAAGAAAUAUUCUAUGUACCGCCGCCUCAUUAAACAAAUUAAUUUAAGCCAAUCACAAACAUGUAUUGUGCAAAUAGCUUAACAGAGCUACAAUAAAUCUUUUACCUUUAAACGAGCAAUUCUUGUAUAUUAAUAUAUACAUUAUAAUCUGAAUCUCGGAAACGGCUCCAACGAUUUUCAUAAAAUUUAGUAUACAGGGGAUUUCGGGGGCGAUAAAUUGAUCUAGCUACGAUUUAUUUUCAAAAAAUGUUGUUUUAUUCGUGUUUUCAAUAAUCAACUCUUCCCGACAUCUAUUGGCGAAUAAUAAUACUAUUUUUCUUAAUUGAGGGCAACUAACCGCUUUAAAGAUACAAUAAGAUGGCGUUAUCAAAAAAAAAACCGAGCAAAACUCGAUCAUCAUCUAGUUUAACAUUAUAUGUAGUUCACGGUUAUAUAAAUAAUGUUUAAAACGAAAUACAUUUAAUACGACAAUAGUUAUCUUAACGUGAUGUUAAAGGUUGCGUGUGUUAUCAUUAUAUUUUACGCAUUUCUGUAUCAUAGUGAAGCGCGUAAGUAAAUAUUAAUCAAGUAAUUCCAUCGAUAGUGCGUAUACAACUUCACUUUGAGAAGGCGGCACGACAUGAGAAACCUCUUGUCGUGGCCGCUGGGAAUUACAUACCCGAUCCUGUAGACCGAAUGGUAAAUAGUCGACGUCGCCCAAAACACGUCAUUACGGAGCCUCCCGAUCCAUUAACGGUGCUUUUAGGUAACACAAGCACCGGUCACCGUCCUCGUCGAACCCGUCGUUUGCGACGAAGGGCUCGACGAGCGAAUUAACCCACGGACACAGCCCACUGUGUUUCUCGCCGGAUAUUCUCAGUGGGUCGCGUUUCCGAUCCGGUGGUAGAUUCUGCGAAGCACUGCUCUUGUUAGAGCCAGUGUUAGCAACACUCCGGUUUGAGCCCCGUGAACUCACCUACAUGUUAGGGCGAAGCUGAAAUAGCCUCUCAAGGCUAUCAACAUAGGUAGGUUAAAAAAAAAUAUGCAGCUAUUAUUUCUGCCAACAAGCCGUAGGCGUACGAUUAUAAAACCUACGCGUUUCGGUUUGAAGGGCGGGGCAGCGGUUGUAUUGUAAAACUGAGACUUAGAACUCGUAUCUUUUUUUUAUUGCCCUUGUAGGCAAACAAAUAUUCGGUCCACCUGAUCGUGAGUGGUUACCAUCGUCCAUGGACUUCGGCUAUGUCAGGGACAGAGCCAAGCCGCUGCCUACCGAUAAUGUCUCUAGGUGGGUGGCGGCAUUCACGUUGUUGAUAUCUGUUGAUGGCUUCGGUGGCCACUAAGCACCAGGUGUGAGUUCGUUCACCUAUCGAAGCAAUAAAAAAACUGCUACAAUGCAAUUAUGUUCAAUUCGAAAAGUGGAACAUCAGUGUAAUCAUGCUAUUGAUAUUUCGAUGUCAUCUCCUAAGAUCUCGGAAUCAAGAACUUUGAAAACCAGGUUAGAUGCGAGUAUAUCUAUAAAAAAAUGUUUUAUUAAAAUUAAGCUUGCUGUUAUAUUUAUUGUACAAAACUUUUAGUGCCUUCAGAUCUUUGUCGAAUUCGGCCCAAAGAUAAACAUUGUCUUAUAGAGUAUAUGGCUCGGAACAGAUGGUCGCAUCAAAUAAGAGUAUUCAAAAGGUUCCGAGAAGUGAAUCCAGACUUAAUACCGAAACGAAUGACGGAGAACCAGGCACACACUAUAGCGGUUCCCGUGGAAGAAAUAGAGAAACUACCUGAGCUUAAAGAAAACCCGUUCAAAAGGCGCAUAUGUCAAGUGUUUUCUCACGAUGGCUCCGGGAACCUUACCUUUGAAGAUUUCCUCGACAUGAUGUCGGUGUUCAGUGAAGCAGCACCAAGGGAUAUUAAAGCAUGGUACGCCUUCAGAAUUUAUGAUCUCGACGACGACAUGUACAUAGGUCGAGAGGACCUUUUGGAGGCCACUCGAUUGUUGACGAAGGGAGAGCUUCACGCUCAAGAGAGGGAGGAAAUUGUGGCCAGUGUUUUGGACGAGGCUGACGUAGACGGAGACGGAAGACUAUCCUUCAUGGACUUCGAACACGUGGUUGUGCGUGCACCGGACUUCCUAUCCACGUUUCACAUUAGAGUAUGAAUAGAUGAUGGCGUCUUUUAAUAAAUUUAUAGAAAGUUA